This is a messenger RNA of Pomacea canaliculata, 5016 nucleotides long. RefSeq lists its product as uncharacterized. Bases 160 to 879 code for a protein of 239 amino acids. Lineage: Eukaryota; Metazoa; Mollusca; Gastropoda; Architaenioglossa; Ampullariidae. The record is from RefSeq and is a predicted model, not a curated record. The transcript is spliced from 7 exons.
CUUUUCGUCCAUGUACGCAUCACGUUGAUAAUCUUGUGAUUCUUUCACGCUCGCAAAGAUUGUCGAUCGAAUCUACAGGUCAUGGACGUGCGUAUGUACGUGGUUCAGGAUAUGCCUUCAAGGAAGCACGAGAUUGUCUGAUCAGAGAAUGUAUGUAAGAUGUCCAGUGAAAGUUGUGAGGGAAAAUCCGAGAGCAUUAUGUAUUUGCCUGGCAGCAGUGAACACGACAUUGAAGCUAAGAAGAAAUCACGCCUCUUCAGUUUCCUUUAUGGACCAUAUAAACAGCAUCAUCACCUUGUCAAAUGUGUAAAUCAGAUAAGGAAAGAGAAUGGAGUUUUUUCAGAGAUGAGAGGACGCAUUUUCUGCCUUUUUCCAAUUCACAAUGGCAAAAUUGGGAGCAUCAUUGAACAAAGCAUAUGGUUACUUAACAUUAUACUUCCUGUUAUUUUCAUUCUUGUAGCCUGCUUGUGUGAAACAGAUACUGUUAUGUGUAUCUGCUCUGUGGCCCUGUGUGUGCUGAUUGCAUGUCAUGCCAUUACAGUUUUUCUUGUCUUGCACAACAGCAAGAUUGCUCGUAGACAGUGGUUUGUCAAAAAGGUGGACCUACAAAACUACUUUGGUAGAGAAAAUUGCAUUUUGGAGGUUACACUGGACAUCAUAGACACAGUACAGUUUCUAUCUGCAAGUCAGAAAAGUGACAUUAUCGCCAGACUGGCACGCAAUCAAGGAAACAAGCUGACUCUGAUUAUUUGCACAAAAUCAUAUUGGUCAAGUCGAGUGCUGGAUCCUCUUCUGUGCCUUAUGCUUCUGAUUAUUCUUUGCCUUGCUGCUCUCAUUGUUAAUGUAGAUAUACUUCGAAAACACUAUUUCAUGACAUGAGAAUUUAAAGUCAUGGAACACCCUGCAUGUGGUGUGUGCUUGCUGAAAGCAUCUUUACAUUCAUCCCUACUGUAAAGGUUAUUAUUGUUCCUUAGCAGCAUCACCUUGUUCCUGAGAAAAAGCUAAGGAUUAAAAGAAAAUAAAUUAUAGUCGUUCAAGCACAUCCAAGAAGUGCAUACAGAAGACAAAGAAUGUGAUUCUUGGAUACAAACAGUUUGCACUAAAUGUAUUUGGAAAUAAUGUAAGUUAGAAUGCCUUGACAGGAACUUUUGGUCAGACUGCUGUGAUAAUAUAUGUUUGUGUAACAUAUACUAACUCUCUCACUAUUAAUGGGUAUUAAUGGCUGAAAUACAGUAAAAUAUUUACAGAUUUGUGUACAAUAACAUGGCAGACAAAGGCAGUCUCUUUGGUGUAUCAUGGCAGGAGCUUUGGCAUUCACUGGCAGUCUUUCAGACAAAAUAUGGCAGUUGUGACUUAGCUUUUGUGUAGAUGUAAUUAAAAAAAAAGCCAAUUUUUUUUCCCCUGAAAGUGCACUUCUACAUUUUUGCACAAGCAGUAAGACUUGUAGUACAAAGUCUGCAUUUGCAAAAUGACACCAAGGUGGUUAAACUUUUUUUUUCUAAACCAGCCUCAGACGAGGUACAAAAGAAAGUACUUUUGGCCUCUGCUUAGUGUCUUGAAGUAUUAAGAAUGACAAAGCAUUUACAAUAUUUUUCUUAAUGUUUUGCUGCCGUAAUGUGCCACUCUACUGCUCCUUGUGCUUCCCUGUCCUCUCUCUCCUUUGCCCUCAUGAAAAGAUGCUCCAAGAUUUGUAUCAAUGUAAAUGUGAUGUCAUGAGUUAUAUAUGUCAGAUGUGUAUUUUUAAAAAAAAUCAAAAUAAGAAGAAAUCUGUUGAAGGAAUUGUGCAGUAUUAACCACAUGGUAGCUAUAGUUAGUGUUGUGAAUGGAACAGCAUUCUGCUCAAUAAUAACCACUUUUGAAAUUUUAACAUGCUAGGCCAGACUCUUUACUGCUUAAUAAGUGCAUCUUGUGGUAAUCCCAUUAUGUAAGAUAAACAUUAUUACCUUUUAUUUCUCAACCAAUCAGCAGUCAGUGAAGCAACCCAUCUGUAUGUUUGCCACCUUGGAAGUUAUCUCCCUUCUCCAUCACCAGAAAAUUGAAUUCUGACCAGUGAUGACUUAACAGUGAUUAAAGGUCACAUGAUGACUAGAGUUGGGCAGAGCCAGUGUGAUUGAAAAAAAAAAUUUAACUGGCACCCAUUUUUGACUUCAAGUAUUUUAGGCCCACAUGUUUUGAAGGUGCUGGGUGCAUGGCGUUCAUCAUUUCAGUUUAAGUUGUGGUUCCAUUUACUUGAGGCAUAAGGGAACAUAGUGUCUGUUUAUCUCAGAACCAAUUUCCUUAUAAAACAAGAAAAGACCUUAAAGGAAUUUUUAACUUGGUGUGAAAUAACUUGUGGUAAAAUAUUUACUGUUUGCUAGAAAGAAUAUUUUACUAUAUUUGCUAUAUCGCUUGUUGAUAUAUUUGUUAGUUUACAUAACAUGUUUCGUCCUAAAAUUAUAUAUAUAUUUUGAAGUUGAAUGCCAUUUACAGUUGCUUGUCCUAUUACAGUGAUAUGUGUAUGUGUAAACAGUAUAGAACAAUUUAUUUUAAUGAUACUCUAAUUAUGAUAUGUAUACAGUGACUUAAUCUUGCAUAAGGCCUUCGUCAGUCCUCAUAAAGUCAAAAUACUGAAGUUAUCAUACAAUGUGUUUAUUUGAAUAUGCUUAAAAAUAGGCAGGAGGCAUCCAUCUAACUUGUAAGUUUUUAGAGAUGGAAACUUGGUUUCAAAUCUGCAAGUAAAUGUUAUAUUAAAUGUUUUUGACCGAAGUUCUUUCCAGAGAGGAGAUGAGUAAUGUAUGCUUUCUGAGCAAGGCUUUACAUAAUAAGACAUGCUCAUGCUGUGAUACUGCUUUUCAUUUUUUUAGGUGUUCUAUUCUGAGAAUUUUUUUUCCAUUUUUUUUUUUUUUUUUUUUUACAUUAUCAUGUUGCACGUUUUCACAUUUUGCCUUUAUAAAAAGAAAUAAUGCAUUGGAUAGUGUUUUCCAUGUCACCAAAAGAGCUUUAUAUUAUUUAAAACCAACAUAAAAUAAUAAAGAUGAAGAGAAAAUUGAUAAUGCUGAAGAAUAAGUACCAUUGUUACUGGUUAUAUGUGCAUUCUUUUGAAUAUGCAAGUUUGAAUUUUAUCAAAAUCUUAAUUCUAUUUUAUUAAAAAUAUUAAUGCUAAUAAAAAUGAGAAAUAUAAUGUUAUUCUUAAUGUUAAAUACAAUAUAUAUAUAUGUAUUAUCAAAUCAGCUUGUAUGAUUUCCUAAUGAAUUAGUAUUACAAUGAUUUUGUUUUUCUCAGUUUUGUUAAUCAUGCAGAAUAAGGUAUUGAGUGAUGGAAAGGUAUGUGUUGAGUAUGAGAAAAAAUUCACAAGGUCCAGGGUUGAUAUGUCAGUGUUGGGCUAUUAAUGUGUCCUAGGUCUCAGAUUAUUUUGAAAGUGAUGCUGAUAAAUUAAAAUAUUAGGGUCAUCAUCACAUCAUUGUUGCAAGCAUGGAGAUCAUACCUGUUAUAAAAAUUAUUUUGUAAGUAGUUUUCUUAUUACUUUGAAUAUAACUCUAUGUUGGAUAAGCUGUUAAAAAAAUGUGUGUGUGUGUGUGAGUGAGAGAGAGAGAAAGUAUGCACAUUCAUGCUUUGUUGCUCAUACAACAUAUCAGGCCAUGCAUGAUGGGGCUAUAGACAGAAUAUUAUGAUCAGUUAUAUUCAUAUUUAAUACAUAAAAAUAACCAGAUAUGCAAAGCAUAAAGACCACUUGUAAGGUCAGUUUUAUGCUGCCUUAUUUUGUGAAAGAACAAGCUUCAAAACCCAACAUGUAGAAGACUUUUGACUUCAGGUUUGGGACCACUCUCAAAUGUGAUAAGACAUUAGGGUCUGACCAUACAAAAUAUGGUUUGUUUCUACUGCUCGAUUCUUCUUUAGUGUUCAUUAUUUUUUAUACAAUACCACAAAUAAAUAAAUCAGACCACAAAUUAUGCUUUUUUGCCCUUUCGCUGUAGGAAAACAAAUGUUUCUGGUUAUAGUCUUGCUAUUGUAAUCCUUAGGAUGAGGAAAAGCUCAUUGUAUUUGGUUUGAACAUUCCACUUGUUGUUUGACAGCUUAAGAUUUGUUUGCAUUUUUGUGUCAGCUAGCUUGAUUAAUAUGAGGGUAGCAUAACGGGCAUAUCCACUUCUUCAGUAAAUGUCAGAAAGUACCCUUUUACGCCUAUUUUUUUAUACUUGAAUAUCAUACCACAUCUGUUGAUCUGUUAUAAUCAGCAACAAACUUUUCAGCUGCAUAUAGAUUCAUCAGGGUUGAAGAAUUGUAAACAAGCUGCUUUAACUUGUAAUAAAAUGCAGUUUAUGCCAUCCUGUUAGCCUUUGCAUUUCAAUUUUGUCAUAUAAUCUUUUUGAAUAGUUGAUUUAAUGUUUGCAAAUAAGCAUAGAUUCUCGUACACACAAACACACAUAAAUACACAUAACACUUGAAAUUUGUGUGCAUACUGACUGAAAUAAAGACCAAGAUCUCCACUCAUUAUUGAAAUCUUAAGGCAUUUGUUAAUUACUUAGAAAUGAUCUCUCUUUUAAAGACAUUGGUACUACAGGUGUUCUCCACAAUUUUGCAUGUAACAGAACAACACAGCCUUGCAGAAUUUCUAUCAUUGUUAACGACCAAGCUUAUGUACAUAAAUUACGAUAAUGUCUGUUGUUGGGAUUGUUCUUAUGAAUGUAAUAAGGAGAAGCAGAUUAUAAAACAUUUGCAUAUGAUCUUGCCAUAAUCAAGACAUUCUCCUUAAUGCAAUGGACCAGGCAGUUGGCCUUUCUUGAACGUGCACCUUGUUGAAUGUGCAACUGGAGUUGGCGCCAUGUUUAUGGUAAUAGAGGCGAGCUUGAUGCUAAGGGCAGUAGGGAAUCGGGUCUUGUAAUAGAGGCGGACAUUACAUUCAGACAGAACACUACUCACACAGCUAACAAUGCCAGGAACAUGAAGGAACGCAGAGAUAGUCAUCACGUACAUAGUUUGUAUGACCGUCAUGGAAACACAGAUAUGUAUUCAUGUAAAAAAAAAGUGUCACAUACUCGA